Messenger RNA from Paramecium sonneborni, 929 nucleotides. The record is from the annotation of a GenBank genome assembly. NCBI's taxonomy places the organism in Eukaryota, Ciliophora, Oligohymenophorea, Peniculida, Parameciidae.
AUGAAAUAAAAAUAAGUUGAUCCAGAAGAGUUAGUUAAAUAAGUUCUUAGUAAUGUACCAGAAUCGUUUGAAGAAUUAAAAGAGAAUUUAGAUUGGUAACUAGGGAUAGAUGAAGCUGGUAGAGGUCCAGUUCUUGGGCCUAUGUUAUAUGCUUCAUGUUAUUGGCCUAUGAAAUAUCAUAAAUUGAUUUCAUAAACAUGUGAAUUUGUAGACUCUAAGUAAAUUAAUGAAGCAGCUCGUGAAAGACUAUUCGAUGUUUUAUGUUAAUUAAAGGGUAAAGUUUUAACAUUUGAAACACGAGAAUUAAGCGCGGAAUAUUUAUCAAAAAAUUAAUAAGCUUAUUUAAUUACAAAUUUAAAUGAUAUAUCUCAUAAUACUGCAGCAGAGCUUAUUUAAAGUGCAAUCAAAAAAGGUUUUAGGAUAAAAGGUAUUUUUUCUGAUAUAUGUUAGAAAUUUAUGUGGACACAGUUGGACCUAAACAAACUUAUAAAGCUUUUUUAUAAGAAAAGCUUUAAAGUUUAGGUAAAGCCGCUGAAAUUGUGGUGGAAGAGAAGGCAGAUUCUAAAUAUGCUAAUGUUAGUGCAGCUUCAAUUUGCGCCAAAGUUACAAGAGAUUAGAGAAUAAUAUAAAUAUCACAAGAACUUUUGCCUAAUGAUUCUAUUGGAUCAGGUUAUCCAGGAGAUCCAAAAACCAAAAAAUAUUUGGAAAAUACUAAUAUACCUUUUUUUGUUUAUCCAAAAUAUAUUAGAUUUUCUUGGCAAACCAUUAAAACGAUAAUAACAAAAAGGGAUUUAUGCAUUGAAUUUAAAGAUGAAUAAGAAUCAGCAAAACAAGUUAAAAAUUUAGAUAACUAUUUUAAAAAAAAUAACACAAAUAAUGCAUUCAGUUAUGAUUAUAGAACUUUAACAAUUACUAACUGCAUUCUGUGA